AUGAAAUUAGUGUACCCUUGGUUGAUCCACGUCACCGGGUGGAUCCUCAGAAACCCAAAACUUUUCAUUCUAGUUCCCAUUCUAUGCAUCUAUAUUGUGUCUUAUGGAGUGGUCCAUGAUCUCACGGUGAGGCCGGUGAACAGGGUGCUUACGUUGGGAGCCGAUACGGGGCCGUUGCUUGAUUUUGGAGGCACGGAGGAGGUCAGCCUGGCGGUUCAGACGGGGAACUGGCUGCUUUCUCGGAUACUGCUUGUGAGCUCGGGAAGCGUGGUGGAAUAUGGCGCUUUGGAGCAGAUCCACGCUUUGGAAACGUCAAUUCGGGCUCAGGAAUCAGCGUAUGUGCUUUCUCCAUUGGGCACUUGGCCAGAGGAGCGGUGGCUGGCCCAGCAGAUCGAGGCGUCGGCUCUACGAGCGCUCAACCAUCGGUUCAAGCCGGAAUUGGCCAACAUGUUCUUCGAUAAGCUCCUGAAAACUAACCAUUUGGUCACUGCAGCACGCCAGAUUAAUCUUUACGUUAUACAUAACCUGCUGCUUCCAUCUUUGCAUGUCCUGGAACCGCUACAAGUACUGUUCGUGGGCACCUCCGAGGCUCCACACGCUGUGAAGGAGUUUUUGAGGUACUUCCGCUACUUGAAGGAGGAAUCUUGUCCGCUUAAGUUCUUUAAUAAAGCUGCUAGUUUUACUCAAGUGGCUAUUUGCAUCACUUUCGUCUUCAGAGUCUACUUUAGCAUCUGCAAUCAGCAUAAGAUACGGUCAAACUUUGGCCUUAUAUGUGGCUGGCUCACAGAAGUCACAUUGGCUGCUGCAGCCUCCGUCAGCAUACUAUGUACAUAUAAGGGCUACCAGGAAUGGCUGUCGAUGUUUGGACCUGUCAGUUCUUACGGCAUUGGUACCUAUAUCCUAGCGGUUAUGCUUUUCAGCUCAAGAACCCUCUUCCGUACCAUCAACGACUUGGCUGGCGAUAAUACCAUGGACGGCCAUGAAACCCUUCACAAGCGCCUUAUACGUUUCUACCUCGGCAUCAACAACAGCGCAAGCAACUCCACAGACUUAAUCUUUAAGCUCACACGCUAUGUUCGGAAGUGGUGCUUUGUGGAUAAGUUUUCAUCCAACAUUGCUCCUAUUCCUAAUACGUUUGUCGUGCUUUGCCUCAACUUAUUGGGCCUCUUGUCCGUGUUCGGCUUGAUCUUUGCUGUCUUGUACAUAUUCUUCAGAGGACUAGUUUGGCACAUUUUGGUGAACAAGUAUUUCAUGAUUCUUCAAGCGAUUGCUCUUGCAUUGGCCAUUGACCAUUUCCUCCAACAAACCUUCUUGGUGGGCAUUAUUCUAAUUGAUCUUAACCGUGUUGAGUUCACUGACUUGCUUAACAAAACACUGAACCCAUACGAGUCAGACCUUGACCAGUUGAACGAUUCCAUGGGCGAGAUUGACCCUAUUUCUUCUUUCCUUUUGGGUCUCAGAGGACCAUUGACUCGUCCUAAACCAUCCUCGCUCAGACAUAUUGUGGGUACGCAUCUUUUGAAGCUUUCGCCAGUUUCGUCCAGAGUAUUCUGGCUAGGCGACGUCUUGAGUUUCUUCUGUUGGAACUUUUUUUGCCAGAUCUUCAUGACCCUUUUUGUUCUUCCAUACCAAUUGCUCACAGAUAAAAAGGCAGUGAUGAUAUUUGGGCGCCAGGCUUCGGGUCAACACUCAUACAACACCCUCUUCUUCUUGGAAGUUGCUGCCACCAUUCUUUUCAUCAUUGCAGUUUCAGAGUUGACGUUUACUCUUACUUACUCCCAAAGACAACGAAAAGAAGUUGAUCCUACUGCUACAUUGGAAGCUUCGUCGCAGUUGGGGUACGGAGAACUCGCAAAGAACGAGCAAGCCAAGUAUUUCGAGAGCAUUACACUUGACAAUGGCCAUAAUAUCGAUGUCAUUAAGAUUGCCACCAACUCCAAGUCCUCCUUUUUGGUUUCGGCUGAUUUGGAUAGGAAAGUCUUGGUAUGGUCGCCAUUGGGCGUUGUUGAAAAGAAAACGCCUAUGAGCAUUUCCACCACGAUCGAUACAAUUCGUGGAUCUAUCCAUCCAGAGUUCUGGCCAUUGAGCAUGGUGGAGAUUUCUGAUGAAGGCAAUUAUAUUGUUCUUGUUAACAACCGUCAUUCUGCUGUCAAGUGUUUCGACCGUGGGUCUUUAUCCUUCAUCUGGGAAGUCAACCUAGCAGCCGAGCUUGGCCUUACAUCUAAGGAAUUAAAGCCCAUGCUUGCAUUCUUCCGUAAAAAGACCAUUGCCGGUUUCUUGGCCAGAAAGCUUCUCAUGAAAAAGCGUAAUGGGCCCGACGGCAGAAGAUCGAGUGUCAGCUCCACCGCCUCGUCAUCUACAAUUACAGGAAAUUUCCCGCCACCACCAGCACCAUUGCGUGAGGAUGACAUGGCAGUAGAAGACAAGGUAAGGGACUACGAGCAGUCACUUAACAGAGACGAAUUCGUGAUGGUCUUUGAGAGCGGCCAUAUGGUUACAAUCAACUGUACUGACCGCAAGAUCAAGCACUAUUACAUGUUUGAAGACGUAUAUGGCAAAGGAUUAGUCUCCGAGAACCUCAGAGUCACCACAGCAAAGCAGUUGACCACAUCGAGAGUCAGCGACAGAAUCGUCUGUGACUUGGUUAAUGGAGAUAUAAUCAUUGCAUCUGCCGUCAGCAAUAUCUGGAAGUUUUCAAAGUUAAAGACCAGCAAGAACAAGUUCAAUAGUGGAGGAGCCAAUACUGUGAUUAAGGCUCCAGGAAUGCCAAUGUCUAGAACAACCAGUUCAAUGGAUACCGAGUUUCUGUCUAUAUUCAAGCAGAACUUCACGUCGUCGCCAAACCCCUACCCGACCGAACUCCCCACGCCGAAGAGAAGGUUUGCAGCCAUUAACCAUUGCACUAUUUUCACCAUUGAUUUCGUGGGUAUGGUUGUCAGAGUCAGAGACUUGAAGGCAGAGCUUUUGGAUAUUCAAACAGGGAUCAUCAUCAAGACGUUCUUUAUUGGCCACUUCAAGCCUGGAUCGUUCAGAGUGAUCCAUUCAGAACCUACCCAUUGUAAGUUCUGUGGCUGUGCGUCCGUUGAAACCAUGUCGUUGGUAUACGAAGACUUUUACGACCCGACACUUAUUGUACACACGUUCUUAUUGGAAAACAAAAAGUCCAGAAACAAUAUCUGUCUUCGUGUGGAAAGAGACCCCAGAGAAAUCCGUUGUCUUGGUUUUGACGCUGUGGUUGAAAAACAAUACUGGUACCAUGAUAUUGAAAAAUGGGAAGUCACAGAUAUGAACGUUGUGAUGGGAAUCAGAAGAGCGGACGCCAAAAACUCGGACGAAAUGGAAACCAGAGAAGAGAUUGUGGGACAAAGAGAAGAAGAAUUUGCCCAGUUACGUAAAAGGCGAAGCCGAGUACCCGCCAAAGCGGAAAAGCCUACGAUCAACGACGUCUGGCAAGGGUUCGUGGUGACAGUACUGAAUGGACAGUUCCUCGAGUACAAGAUCCCCUUCGGAGAGGAAGAAGACGAGACCGAGUUUGCAUGUGUCAGGCCCAACGUUAUUGCCAAGUACGGCUACAAAGCCGUGGCGCUUGCAUUUGGACGCAAAAUCAAGAUUCUCUACCUAGGCGGAGGGAAGUUGAUUGAAAGUGAUUUAUACUACAAAGGUACCACCAGCUCGCUUAAGCCAAUUUUGCAACCAGCACCUGAUGGAGCGGUGAACCGCAACGAGCUCUUGUUUAUCAACAAAAGACGGAGAAUGUUGGAGAGAAGAAAAAACAAGGAGGUGCCAGUCUAA
This is a messenger RNA of Candidozyma haemuli, 3792 nucleotides long. RefSeq lists its product as uncharacterized. The record is from RefSeq and is a predicted model, not a curated record. The transcript has a single exon. The coding region runs from base 1 to 3792 and encodes 1263 amino acids. Lineage: Eukaryota; Fungi; Ascomycota; Pichiomycetes; Serinales; Metschnikowiaceae. Gene Ontology annotation, molecular function: protein binding.